CCUGCCACUCGCAGUCCGGACUGGCAGAGGUUGGGGACUGCCUGGCGUUGCACCGACUAGGAGCCACAGGUUGCAGACGCAGGGAGCCCUGCCCAUGACAGUGGUUCUGUGAGGCUCCGGGUGCGCGGUGGCUGCUGGUGGGUCCCGGAGCUCGGGAAGAUCGGAGCGGCCCUGAAACCAGACACCAGCGCCCUCGCUGUGGCUGUUCCUCCGGCUGGCCUGCCAAGACCAUCACUAUGACUGAUGGAGAUUAUGAUUAUCUGAUUAAACUCCUGGCCCUUGGAGACUCAGGAGUAGGGAAGACCACGUUUCUUUACAGAUACACAGACAAUAAAUUCAAUCCCAAAUUCAUCACUACGGUGGGAAUAGAUUUUCGGGAAAAACGUGUGGUUUACAACACACAGGGAGCAGAUGGAUCUUCAGGGAAAGCGUUUAAGGUGCACCUGCAGCUUUGGGACACUGCUGGACAAGAGCGGUUCCGGAGUCUCACCACUGCCUUUUUCAGAGAUGCCAUGGGCUUCCUGCUAAUGUUUGACCUCACCAGUCAACAGAGCUUUCUGAAUGUCAGGAACUGGAUGAGCCAACUACAAGCAAAUGCUUACUGUGAAAACCCAGAUAUAGUAUUAAUCGGCAACAAGGCAGAUCUACCAGACCAAAGGGAAGUCAACGAACGGCAAGCCCGGGAGCUGGCUGAAAAAUAUGGCAUACCAUACUUUGAAACAAGCGCAGCAACAGGACAGAAUGUAGAGAAGUCUGUGGAAACCCUUCUGGACUUAAUAAUGAAGAGGAUGGAACAAUGUGUAGAGAAGACACAGGUCCCGGACACUGUCAACGGUGGAAGUUCUGGAAAGCUGGAUGGAGAGAAGCCAUCGGAAAAGAAAUGUGCCUGCUAGGGACACUGCUAGGAACCUGUGAUGAAGAGUGUGCCCAAGUAGUACAUCCUGAAGUAAUGCAGACCACAAAGUUGUUGUUGAGUAGACCAUGAGCAAUGGCAUGUCUUUCUCUUCCUGCCCCAAUCUAUUUUAAUAACCCAGAAUAAUCACUAGUAUUUAAAGAGCCGUACUGUCCACCCGAGUCCCUUCCAAACAAAAGUGAAAAAUUUCCUAAGGUGGUCUCACCAUCAUGAAUGAUUGCUUUUUUUUUUUUUUUUUUUUUUUUUUUUUUUUUUUUUUUGG
Microtus oregoni (creeping vole) is the source of this 1175-nucleotide messenger RNA. RefSeq names its product RAB27B, member RAS oncogene family (gene Rab27b). The record is from RefSeq and is a predicted model, not a curated record. NCBI's taxonomy places the organism in Eukaryota, Metazoa, Chordata, Mammalia, Rodentia, Cricetidae. Gene Ontology annotation, cellular component: melanosome; secretory granule. Gene Ontology annotation, biological process: positive regulation of exocytosis; melanosome transport. The transcript has 6 exons. Gene Ontology annotation, molecular function: GTP binding; GTPase activity. The coding region runs from base 237 to 893 and encodes 218 amino acids.